This is a messenger RNA of Mizuhopecten yessoensis (Yesso scallop), 1598 nucleotides long. Its product is annotated as ras-related protein Rab-35-like. NCBI's taxonomy places the organism in Eukaryota, Metazoa, Mollusca, Bivalvia, Pectinida, Pectinidae. The record is from RefSeq and is a predicted model, not a curated record. Bases 100 to 717 code for a protein of 205 amino acids. Gene Ontology annotation, biological process: endocytic recycling. Gene Ontology annotation, cellular component: plasma membrane; endosome membrane. Gene Ontology annotation, molecular function: GTP binding; GTPase activity. The transcript is spliced from 6 exons.
CGCACUCGCGCACUCGCCUACGCCUCAUUUCCUGGUAUAACUCAUCGAAAUCCGAGUUCGAGAAUAAAACUGUGUUGGUUCGCCCUUCUGUAUGGAAACAUGGCUCGCGAGUAUGACCACCUGUUCAAGCUCUUAAUCAUAGGAGACAGUGGUGUAGGAAAAAGCAGUUUGUUGCUACGGUUCUCAGAUAAUACCUUUUCAGGUACAUAUAUAACAACUAUAGGGGUGGACUUUAAGAUUAGAACUGUCGAUGUAAAUGGAGAGAAAGUCAAACUACAGAUCUGGGAUACAGCCGGACAAGAACGAUUCCGCACAAUCACAUCAACAUAUUACCGAGGAACCCAUGGUGUCAUAGUGGUUUAUGAUGUCUCCAGUGGAGAUUCCUUUGCUAAUGUGAAACGUUGGCUGCAUGAAAUCGACCAGAAUUGUGAUGUAGUAAACAGAAUUUUAGUGGGAAACAAGGAUGAUGACCCAGACAGGAAGGUUGUACUGACCCAAGACGCCCAGAGAUUUGCGGAACAAAUGGGGAUACAGCUGUUUGAAACUAGUGCCAAGGAAAACAUCAAUGUAGAGGAGAUGUUUAUUGGAAUAACAAAGCUAGUUUUAGUAACCAAGAAAGAACAAAUGAAGAAAGCUGCAGAUCAACCACAGGAAGAUAGAGGGGGCAUCCAUUUGACACGAGGAGGAGGAGGCUCAAAGAAAAAGAAAUGCUGCUAAACUUAACUGUCUGAGUGUGAUGUAUAUUGAAAAGGAAGAAAACCAUUGUUAUCUGUUGUCCAGGAUAUAGAAUGAUACUUAUAUAGAAAGACUGAAUGUCAAAUGUCUAAAGAGGAAUAUGACUAGUUCAUCUCAUAGAUGUCAGAUACAAUAAUAUUAUAGUGAAAGCAAAUAUUGUAUUUAAGAGAAAUAACUGAAAUUCAUCCAGUGUAGAUCAUUAUUACAUCAACAUUGUUCUCUUUAGCAUAUUUAUAAAUGGUUACAAAAACUACGUGUGUGUCACAAUGAUGAAUUAGCAAAAGUGCUUUAUAUUAUGAAAAAUAUCUGUUACGUUUGGAUUGCUGUGAUGACAACAUUAGACUUAUCACAUGGGUCCUGGACAAGUCAAGGUGUGUAUGAGAGGUAAGAGAGAGUGGGCACGAGAGAUUGUGUUGUAUACUGUAUUUAUAAUGUUAAUAAAAAACUUUAUGAGAAUGUAAAAAAUUACAAUUAAACUUGUGUAAAUAUAUAUAUAUCAUUGUAUAGUUAAAUAUCUCGGUGUACAAUAAUGUGAAGCUAGUUGUGUUGUAUUAUAAUACGAGACAUUCGUGAUAUAAAUAGAGAACUGAGUGGAGAGCGACGACUCGCUUAUUGUGAAAUUUUAUCUGUAAGAUGUAUAGCACGCUUCAGUGUACAGCUAGACAUAUUUGUCAAUGAUAACAAGUUUGAACGCCUGAAAUAUGUAUGUAUAAAUUCAUACAGACAGACAGUUAUUUGAUACAGUGAACAAAAUAUUUGUAUCAUACAUAAAUUGGAGGAAAAAAAAAUUGGUCGAAGAAUUGCUUUUAAUUUUAUUGCCAAAUGAAUUCUUUAAGUAUUGAUAUCAAUGAUGAUUUAUUACG